Phaedon cochleariae (mustard beetle) is the source of this 1922-nucleotide messenger RNA. The record is from the annotation of a GenBank genome assembly. NCBI's taxonomy places the organism in Eukaryota, Metazoa, Arthropoda, Insecta, Coleoptera, Chrysomelidae.
GAUGUUGAUUGUUUACACACAUCGAACACACAUACACUCUUAUUUAUUCGAGAUUUUGUUCAAACGUCGAUCAGUCUAACGAUAUCCACUUAUACUCGAGGUUGUCUAGGUUGACCGCUCGGUUGACCAUCAAACCAUGAAUCUUCUCGCCGUGUUCAGCGCUUCUUUUUUCCUGGUGAUCUCCGUGUCCGCAGCAGGACUCAAGGAGGAGUUCGCCUGGACCAGGUUGAGCUACGCUUGGCCCAGCAACGGUCAGAGGGUCCAGAGGCAGAUCAAAGGGCAGCUGAAAGGUUACGAGAGCGGUAGUGUCAAUUAUGAGGCGAAUAAGGAUACGCAGUCCAUCGUGUUCGAAGAGCCUGAUAAUUUUGGGGGCAACGGUAUCGGUGUGAGGCCCCGGCCUGAGAACCAGCAGGCGGGAGCAUCUGGAAAUGUUGAUGGAUCCAUUGAUUAUCAGUACGAAAACAACAUUCCAAUGGGUGCCAAUGUCUGGAGGAACAAACUCUUCAUAACGGUUCCUAGGCGACGACUAGGAGUGCCAUCAACAUUGAACUACGUUCGUCUGGAUAGCAGCAACAGGUACAAUGUUCCGUUGAUCCCAUAUCCGAAUUGGAAUAUAAAUAUUUACCCUGAUACAAGUGGAGCUGGACAGAAUUUCGUAUCUGUCUACAGAGUAGCUGUCGAUGCUUGUGAUCGACUGUGGUUCAUCGAUACCGGACUUGUGGAAAUACCAGGAAAUGCAACCCAAGUGAGGCCUACAACCUUGGUGAUCAUUGAUCUCAAUACAGAUCAAGUUAUCCAUUCCUAUGUGAUUCCUGCCGACCAACUAAGAACUGCCACCCAGCUCGCAAGCUUGACCAUUGAUAUCGACAAAACUGCAUGUGGUGAUGCAUACGCGUAUAUUCCGGAUUUGGGAGGAUACGGUCUCAUAGUCUACAGCCUACGUGAAAAUAGAUCUUGGAGAAUCACCCACAAUUACUUUUACCUCGAACCUACUGCUGGGGAGUUCUUCAUAUCAGGUCACAACUUCCAAUGGAACGACGGAGUUUUCAGCGUCGAACUGACAGCUCCAAAAAGAGACGGCUACAGAACUCUAUAUUUCCAUUCGAUGGCGGGCACCCAUAUGUAUAAAGUGUCCACAAGAAUAUUGAGGAAUGAGACAUUGGCCACUAGGUCGUACCAUGAGAAUGACUUUCGGAAUGUUGGUGACCGUGGAACCCAGUCCCAAACAUCCUGUGCAGACAUCCACAAGCCAUCGGGAGUCAUGUUCCUCGGCCUGGUGAAUCAAAAUGCGCUGGCGUGCUGGAACACAAAUCUGCCCCUCAGCUCCAUUUCUAGCGUGCAAAGAGACGACAGGAAGAUGAUCUAUCCCUGUGACGUCAAGGUUCACAAUGAUAAUAUUUAUGUCUUGACAAACGCGAUGCCAGAGUUCCUUUAUGGUAGACUGAAUUACGAUGAAGUGAACUUCAGGGUCUGGUCCAAUACCGUUGAAGGGGCAAUUCAGGGUACCGCUUGCAGUAGUACGACAUCAUCGAGUAACGGAGGAAAUAGGGCAGAAAAUAAUGGUCCAAACUAUAACUAGAACAAUGAAUCUUAUAUUAUCAACAUGAAAAUGGAGAACUGACUAUUGACUUAGAUAAUUGACUUUUGUAUAUUUCUUAGAAUUUAUAUGAAGACGAAAUUAUAGAGUAUUGAAUAUAGGAUAUAAUCAGAUACUUGUGUCAUUAUAUAAAUAGAAUAAUCAAUUCCAAGUUGAAAAAAAAUGUUCAGUUGUUACUCUCCAUCAGUGUACCUUCAUAUCUCAAUGGAAAUGCUGAAAUACCUUUCGACAGCUCUCCGUGAAUAAUAACAAAACAUAAUUUUUGAUGAUAUUCUGUGAUCGCAAAAAUCAUCGAUCUUAUUUUCAUCUGAUUGGGAAUGUGAAC